Molecule: messenger RNA, 354 nt
Organism: Achroia grisella
Lineage: Eukaryota; Metazoa; Arthropoda; Insecta; Lepidoptera; Pyralidae
Source: the annotation of a RefSeq genome assembly
AUUAUUUUAAUUUUAUUUAUUUCUACUAUUAUUCUUAUUAUUUCAAAUAUUAUAAUAAUUAUUUCUAUUAUUUUAUCAAAAAAAACAUUUUCUGACCGAGAAAAAUCAUCACCUUUUGAAUGUGGAUUUGACCCCAAAUCUUCAGCUCGAAUGCCAUUUUCUCUUCAUUUUUAUCUCAUUACUGUUAUUUUUUUAAUUUUUGAUGUAGAAAUUGCCUUAAUUUUUCCUAUUAUUCCUUUAUUUAAUUUAGUUAAUUUUAUUAUUUGAUCAAAAAUUAGUUUCUUUUUUAUUAUUAUUCUUUUAAUUGGACUAUAUUAUGAAUGAAAUCAAAAUAUGUUAAAUUGAACAAAUUAA